UAUACCUACGCAUCUUGAGCGGGAGCAUCGUUCAUCUGGCAAGACUCGUCCCCGCUUCCUGACGCCGAUUCGACGCUGCAGCCGUGGAGUCACUUCACAAAUAUUUUAGUUUUAGGUAUGGUAGUGUGCAAUGUUUACUAUAUGAACUUCAAACAUUUCUGGAGAAUGAAAAGCAACAUCUGAUACAGGUGAAAUCACCCUUUACUUCAUUUAAUAUAAGGCAGAAAGUGCAAGAUGACGGAUGGUUUAUUGUCGCUUUCGUGGAAUAACCACAAAACUACAUUUUGCCACAUAUUGUCUACGCUUAGAGAGAAGGAAAGAUACUCGGACGUGACCUUAGCUUGUGAAGGAAAGUUUUACCCAACACAUAAAUUGGUUUUAUCUACAUGUAGUGAAUAUUUUGAAAAAAUGUUUGAGAACACUCCUUGCAAACAUCCUGUGAUAUUAUUAGGCAAAGAUGUUAAAUGUGAUGAACUUGAAGCACUUCUUAGUUACAUGUAUGAUGGAGUUGUGUCAGUAGCACAAAAUGACUUAGCACGUUUAAUAAAAGUAGCAGAACUAUUACAAAUAAAAGGUUUAGCAGUGCCUGAUGAACCACCUCAAACGAAGAGAAACUAUUCAUGGAAUUCACGUGAUGACAGAACCAGCCCCCACCCCAAAAGACGACGACGUGAAGAAAAUUUGUCUAGCUUUCAAGCUGGGGAGAAAGUGACCAGCCCACCAGUGUCACCCCUUCGAUUAGAACCUGAACAGACUUGGGAACACAGUAACACUUCAGAAGGAGCCCCAGGAGAGGAUGUUAGUCAAAGAUUAGACUUCCCAGUAAAGCAUGAGGUUGCUAAUACAGUACAAAGUCAGGAAACUACAGAAGAAACUCUAGUCAAAGAAGAAAUUGUGGAAACCGUAGAUGAAACCCCUAAUGAAGAUCCCGGAGCAGAUUACAGUUCCCAAACAGGUGGUGGUGAUACUGGUACAGGCGGAGAAGAGCAUAGUAGUAAAUUUAUUCAACACUUAGAUCCUAUUAAAGCACAGCCUCUUCAUGAGGCUGUUGUUGAGGCAUUGGCGGGGCCCUCUGGAAUGCAAGGGUGGCUUGGUACUGGUGAUAUGGGUACAGGGUUUCCUAUUUUAGAAUCAUUUUCUGAGGAAGGAAACCAGGACCCUCAACCAGUGCCUGUCUCCGGGACGCAGCAACCCCACCAGAUGGUGGAAUCGCAGUGCAAAGGGGCUGCCAGUGAUUCUGCUGUUGCAGCAGGAAACAACAGCUUGAAGAGCACUUCUAUUGAUAGUGUUGCCAUAGUGGUGAGAAGUCCCACUGAUCCGAGUUCUACUAAGAUGUCAGGCUCUACCAAGGAUGGUAUUCCUACACAGGUAUCAAGAAAUAGUAAAUCUAACAUCUCAGUGGUGAGUACUUCAAAUUCAGCAAGCACUAAUGCGACAGAAGAAACCGCAAAGAUUGCUUUCCCAAAGAAAGAUGAUGCUAACAAGGAACAGCAGGUAAAGCCUGCCAAUCAGUGUACAUUCUGCUGUUACUCAACUCAAGUGUGGAGUGACUUGCAGAAGCAUAUGCAGAAACAUCUGCCAUUAGAAAAAAUAUAUCGAUGUGAUAAUUGCAGUUAUAGCAGUGCUAACAAAGGCUCUUUGAAUCAGCAUAUGCGGAUUCACACAGGAGAAAAGCCAUUCGCAUGUCAGUUUUGCAAAUAUCGAGCUAGCCAGAAAUCACACAUAAGUCAGCACAUGGUAAAACAUUACAAAACUUUUUUGUCUCAAUAAAAGGUCUUCAUGGGUUGUGAGAAAAAUUUUUUCCUGUCCAGUAGGCCUUUCAUUACUAUUUUCUUUAUCUGAUAUUGAUGAAGGGCUUAUAUUAUAUAAGCAACUUAUCAAGUAAUUACACAGCCAUAUUCUACCCCUAAUCACAUCAGCUUUUAGAAUUUUAAAUUUUCCAGUGACACUACAUGUUGUUUAAGUGUAGUUGAUAAACUCUGCCCACUUACAGGUACAGAGUUACAAUGUGGCUGACGAGCUCAAUUCACUCCUGCCACUCAGCGAAUGAACAUUGCUUGUGUUCCGUGCAGCCUUGGUUUGGAUUUGUUCACCGGCAUGUUGCUCUUUGUCUCCAUUCAGUGACAUAUUCAUUAAUAUUGCUAGCAUGCGCACUAUAUUUUCAUUUAGCUAGGCUCUGUUAGAACUGUUUAUUUGAGAUGAAGCUUACCUACUAUUAAAGUUAGAUAGGCAUGUCUCUUCACGGAUUAGGCAAGUCAACAUUCAAACAAAAAUUGAAUGGCUACCCAGAUGACUGUUUAGUUCACCUGUUCUCUACCUGAUGUGUUUCGAAGGUUUUAGCUCUUUUCUGUAUUGUAAUUUCAUUUUCCUAGGAUGGCUUCUAUUGGAAGCACAAACAAAAACAUUCAGGCUAUGUAUGAAUGAUUUUCUUGUAAGCAGGUUGUUGGACUUUGAAGUAGAUCAACAUUCGGUUUGUACCAGAUGCAGGAGUACAGAGUGUGACCUUGGAACUAUAUGUGAGGAAUGUAGGGGAUUGUUCAGAGGACUUUAUGCCUGAAUAUGUCAGAUAUAGGAAAGGAGGGAAGCUGAUAGAAUGCAAAAGCAAUUAGAUCAGCACUUAAACUUAUCAGUUCUAUCCAACCUAAUGUCCCUUCAUCUGCAUCUAUCCCUACUCAUGCUAGGCAUUUUGUUAGUGUUAGUAUUGAGGCUGUUUAAUCGAGUUCAUGACGGGAAACGCUCAGAAUCCCUCCAUAGUGUGAGCUCUCUUCGCAUUCCCAUGGUAGAAGUAAGAUGUUGGUGCCCUCGUCUGUAUGUAGCCCAAGCCUUGGACUGCCCUGUGAUAGUGUGCCUUGCAAAAGAGUCAGCUACCAGGGAGCCGGGUCAGUUCUCGGGACAGUAGGGUUCUGUGCUCUCCCAUACCUACUUCAUCCUUUUCACGGACUGAGUCUCCUUCAACGUGUUCAUCUAGGAUUGUUUUGGUAAACUUUAAUCUUCGCUCCAUGUGCAUUUUCUGCCAUCAUCAGCACCUAGUUUGAGGAUGUUAGCACACAUAGGAUUAGUAAGGUAGGUGUGGACAAUUUUAUUGAGAUAAUAAUGUGUCUGUAGCGAGUUUAUUCUAUUUGUAGUGGAACACAAAAUAUUACGUUAACUCAGUCGACAGUUUAACCAAUCUCAUAUUUUGCUUAUUGUAAAUUCUCGUCUUCUAGCCUAUUCCUAUUUCUCUGUUGAAAUGCACUUGUCAUUCUUUGCAUGCUUUUUCUUCAGAUAUCGGCAAAUCUCUUACUACUGCCUCAAUUAUUGUUUCUCAGUAGUAUCUUCAGUUCUUUCCAAGCUAGAUAUUAUUCUAGCUUCCUAACAUUGUAUCAUUUGGGAAUGCCUUCCAGUAUAUUGAUUCGCUUUUGAAUGAGUCGGGAGAGUUGUUGUAACUCCUCUCACCCUGCCUCCCAAUCUUUCCCAUUUUAUUUUAUGCCUCGUUUUCUUUCCCCCAGUUGACUCGUGUAUGCAACUGAAUCUGUGAGUCACUUAAGAUUGUUGUCCUUUCUUCGAGUCAUGGAAUGGAUGCAAAACAGUCGGCAGCUGUCUCCUCAUGUCGCCCUACAGCAGAAAAUUUUGAAUGGGAGAAACUCCUUCGGUUUGAUCAGCGUUUGUUGCAACAUUUCGCUUCUUUGUAUCUUCAUUUUGUUGAGGGAAGAGGUCACUCGCUUGUCUUAGUGUGUUUCAGCACCCAUUAGAUAUAUGGAAAAGAGAACAUAAGCAUUUUCCUUCAAUUAGAGUGUGUUUCGUAACUUUUCUGGUACUCGGUCUUACAAAGCUCCCUUUAGGUCUGCCGUGACUUGCCUUCAUGUUUCUUUUAUCAAGUAGCAGACAGCUGGAGACCACCUCUUGCAAUACAAAAGCUUAUUGGCGCUUAAACCUUCUUCAGCAGGAAGUUCGGUUUCUUUCUCUUUUCUGUGGAGAGACAAAUUAGAGACUGACCGUAUUAGAUGUGCUGAAUGGAGUCUCAGUCUAGCUUGUUGAGUUGUUUUCUUUUACUCAGCAUGCUGUCACUUCUCUGCAUAAGCUUAGAGAAGUGGAGGUGCCAACCUAGUGAGUUUAUGAAGCCAGCUUUAGGGUUUUAGGCGCCAGUGGGAUUUUAACGAGGAAGAGAUUUCGUUUUAACUCACUUCUGAUACUGCAGACUAAUGUUCUCAUGCUGACUUGGUAUGGAAGAAAUUAGAACACUCUUGCUUCUGUCUGCUUAUGCUGCUCAGGUUAAGACGAUAAGGGAGUAUCUAUUAAUACAGUCUUGUUUUAUACCUUUCGGGGAUAAGUGCGGCUGAAAGGUUCUAGGAGAUUGGAGAGUUGCAAACCUCCUGGCAUGCUUGUAGAGACUUGGAACCAGUACCUUACGUGGUGGAGAUGGUGAAGGGGAGUUAUUCUUUUUGGUUGCCCUCCAUGGAUUUGAUCUCCUAUAUCUGUUCCUUGUCUUCUUCAGCAGAAGUCUUUCUUUAGUAGGAGGUUGUGUAUGGAGGUGAAUGCACCAGGUGGUAAUUCAUUGGGAUUUUACCUCUGUCUUUCCAGCUCCAUAAGCAGUUGGAGAUAGGCUUUCAUUCUUGGGCCUUUUGAGACUGAAUAACAUGAAGUGUCUGUCUCCAUACUUUUUGGUUUUUAGCCUGAUUUUUGUGCCUUUCCAAAGAAUGGUCAGACUUGAGAUAGACAUGCAGAAAUGAAUUCCUCAUACCAGUACAUUCUCAGAUAUGCAAAUUCCUUCAAGAUGUAUGUAUGAGAAGGUAUUGCUGUUCAGUGUGCUUUUGGUUAGUGUACUGUGCUCCAUAAGUAUUGUCAGAGAUUUUGUUGCCCAUAGGUAGAAUGUGGCGAUUUUAGGAGCAAGAGUCUUUUCUGCUGAAUGACUGGUUCAAGUUGGCCUGUUGACAGUAUUCCAAAGGCCAAGUUAAUUUGGGGAUAAUACUUAAAAUAUGCAGGCUUGUCUUUCUUUAUUAAUAAACAUGGCCUCACUUGGGAUUUUAUCAGAUAAUCAGGUUCAAUAGACACAGUCUCAGCGUAAGAGAUUACGACUUACAAUUAAUGUUCAUUAAAUUUGUGAGUAAUCCGGAACCAUGUUUCUCUCCAGAUUCUGUAGGUGGGACUCUGUAACCAAGAGUUGUCCAUUUUAUUCUUAAGCCUACAUUUGGGUUUUGUUUCUUCCCUUUGUCAUGUAACACAAAAAGAAUUUUAACUAGUGUCAUUACACUUUAAUACUUAAAAUGGUCAACACGACACCUGGUAAAAUUUUGCAAGUGUUUCAGGGAGCCUGAGACUAGUCCAUGUCUAACUUGUAGCUUUUGGGUAAGCUUGGAGCAUCUUUCUCCCAAACACCCAACAGGAGAUUGCCAGUUUUCGUCUCCUGACCGCCCUUCCAAGUCACAGAAGCACCCAGCAUCAGUGACCAAGCAGUUGACUUCACUCCCAGUAUUCUCAGCACCAUAUGACAACAUGUGGCACCAUGUUUGGAACAUUUGGCGCCCCAUGAGCGCUCUGCCUUCCCUCGGAGCCUGCUGCACACCAAGUGCUCCAGAGGUACCUCUUCGAUUACAUAACACAGUAUUACCUGAUACUUUGCUGGAUCCCAUUCAGUGAUGCCUGGAUGUAAUUAUGGGCCUCUUCAAAGGACUCCUGCAGUAUCACAGGACCCUUCAGGUGCUCUUCAUUCAUCUUAUUUCUUCUUCAGAUGAGGUUUUGUAUCAGACACCUGCUCAUCACCAAGCUUACGCCAAUUUCCUGGAACUUACAUGUUGUCCUCAAGUGGCUGUCACGCCCUCCUUUUGAACAGCCGCGUUUGAUUUACUUAAGGGGGUUUGACUAGGAAAACUAUCAGCAACAGCCAAGAGAGUCAGUGAGCUGCAGGCCAUUGAUAAGAGGGUUGGUUCCUCCUAAGGAGAUGCUGUCUGCCCAUUCACUUUGGGGUCUGGCCAAGAACGAGCAUCUAAGUCCUGGCCCCAUUUUUUUGUCAUCAAGAAUUUUUUGCAAAUUCUUAGACCAGAAGAGGAGAGAACAAUUUGCCCUGUAAGGGCACUGAGGUAUUACCUAGAUUGAAACAAUAUGAUCAGAGGUCCCCCUAGUAACUUCUGUUGCUGUGAAGAAUCCGUCCAAGCUACUUUCUAAGAAUGCAUUGUCGUUCUUUUUGAGAGGCGUCAUCUCGGAGUCACACGCAAGGAUUUGAGAGGAUUUGUUACAUAAUAUGACUGUCAUCAGCCCUCCAAUCAACGUUUUGGUAGUGCGAAUCAAUGUUUGCAAAGCAUUACUUAAGAGAAAUAGAGGACGGUGUUUGAGAACUGCAUUAUACCCUGGGUCCUAUGUCCGUGGCUGGCAUGGUGUUGUCGGAGGAGGCAUAGGAGCUAUGCUUCUAUCCUUCUUCUCUUUUACUUUGAAUAUAAGUGGUCAAAUUGUUUGGGCAGCCCCCGGGGAUACUAUGUACCGGGAUAGGGGUUUUUCUGAUUUGGUGUAGUGGUUUAGUCUUGUUGUUUCUGUGUUAGUACUGCAUCUAGGGCAAGGGGACUUUUUCAAGUUAUGCCAGCUAUCAGAUGAUUCCUUGAGCUGCAUAACUUCUACUAAUGCUUUAUAGCGAUUGGAAUAUUCCUUUGUCUACAUACCAACCUUUGUCUACAGAGAUUCCACUGAAGUAGGGCCUCUCUACAGCUCUACUGCUGCUCUGCUACAGGUUUCGAUGAGCACCAACCAGAGGCAGUAAUUACCUGCUGUAGCUCUCUUACCAGGUAAGGUUAUAACAAGCAUUUUAACCAAUGCUAGCAGACGUCCAUAUUUUGGAAAUUCCUCGUGUCCAUGAAACCCACCUCUUUUCAAUUUUGGAUUCAGCUAUGUAAUUACCGGGCAAGUUACUUAUGUAUAUGAAAAUGACACUUGUAUGAUAAAAUUAAGUUUUAUGUACUAUAUAGGCAAUCCCAGGUUAUCGGAAAUCCUGUUUUAUGAGACUUGUCCAAUGCUGAAAAUCGCAGAGGCAGUUUUCUGCACUGAAUUACGCUGAUUUCCAGUUAUUGUUGCCAAUAAGAAAAUAAUGGUAUCUUUAUACUCAACAGAGAUGCCCUUAACUAGUUAUUGGCACCAAAAUCAGUACUGAAAAUCACUGAUUUUAAGAAAUUUGCAGUUUUCUCUUUUCAAGCCAUCAGAACAGAACCACUGCUGAUAACCUGGAACUGCCUACUUACCAAGUACUAGUUGCAGAAUCGGAG
Messenger RNA from Macrobrachium nipponense, 7226 nucleotides. RefSeq names its product zinc finger and BTB domain-containing protein 24-like. Gene Ontology annotation, cellular component: nucleus. Gene Ontology annotation, molecular function: DNA-binding transcription factor activity, RNA polymerase II-specific; protein binding. The transcript is spliced from 7 exons. Bases 235 to 1770 code for a protein of 511 amino acids. Gene Ontology annotation, biological process: regulation of transcription by RNA polymerase II. Lineage: Eukaryota; Metazoa; Arthropoda; Malacostraca; Decapoda; Palaemonidae. The record is from RefSeq and is a predicted model, not a curated record.